AGAUUGAUAGUAUUUAAUGUGAAGAUACAUUCUUGUUGAAUAUAUUUAGCAUGGCGAGAUAUUUGAGACCUCCUAAUACAUCUCUUUUCAUCAGAAACAUUUCCGAUGAAUCAAGAAAAUGUAAAGGCAUCCAGUUGUUGUGGAGCCCGUCACAGAGAAAGAGUAAGAAUGUCCGGUGUAGAGUAGAUCUAAAGACAAGCCGCAAAAGACCGCCAGGAUGCAAGAAACAGAGAGGGAAAGGUUGAAAAAGAGAAUUUAAAGCUUGAAGAGACAAAGAGGAAAAAGAGGGGACGGAGUCAAGGCUCGGAUAUGUCGUCAAAUGAAAGAGGAAAAGGAAAGAGGUUAAAGGGCAAAGACAAGCAGGAAACCCAAGUUCUUCUGGGAGGCGGUUAAAGAGCUUAAAGAUCAAGAUGAAAGUCAAAGUCAAGCAUGUUUAAGGUAAUAAAAAACGGAAUUCUUUUCACGUUUGAAGAUGUUCGCGACGCAGAAGACGCUCUUCAUAACCUGGACAGGAAGUGGGUGUGUGGUCGACAAAUUGAAAUCCAGUUUGCGCAGGGAGACCGAAAGACACCCAAUCAGAUGAAAGGAAAGGAGGGAGGAUCUUCACGCAGCUCAUCGCGGCACGACGACCGGGAAUAUGACCGUGACAGUCGGCGGAGGCGCUCUCGCAGCCGUAGCUAUCAAAGGCGCCGGUCACGCAGCCCGUCCUACGAGCGCCGUCCGCGACGCUCUGAGAGCCCCAGAGACUCCCGCGGACGGAUGUAUGGUGGUCGAGGAAGAAGCAGGAGUCCAGAAAACGACAGGCACAGACCCCCCCCACGUGACCACCGAAGGCCCCCUCCUGGCCACUCUCCCCACAGCCAGUCGCGCUCCCCAUCCCCUUCUCACUCCAGAGCCAGGCCCCGUGCACAGAGGGAGUCCAGAGGAAAGUCUCGUUCCCGCUCCAAAUCACUGAGCCCCCGGGACGGUGACUUCCACCCGGCCCCUGGUGGCUAUGAGCCACAGGAUGAGGCUUCAUCUCGUAUGCGCUCUCCGUCCCGCUCGCGUUCUCGCUCCCUCUCACAGUCCCGCUCUCGCUCCCGUUCCUGGACUGGACGCAAGUCAGGAGGACACUAAAAACCUGUGUGGGAUUUUUUUUUAGCGUAGCUGUGUCCGAAGUGGUUUGCUGGGUAAUUGAUUGUUUAUGGAAAGGAAAUUGGUUGGUUUGUGAAAAAUGAUCUUAUUAUUUUUUUAAAUAAGGAUGACAAGAGAAAAUGUUCUGUAUGAACAUCAGUCCCAUAGAUGUCAGUUUUGUUUUUAUAUGACCAGUUUAUAUAACCUCUGUUUCUAGUCAUUUCAUCAUGUUAGUGUUAAGCCAUUUCAGGACACCCAGGGCUAGAAGUACUUUGUGGGCUGGGCUUGAGGUUGGGAUUCAAUCUGAUACCAGUGGAUCUUUGAAAUGGCAUGUUUGACUUUCAAUGGUAAUUUCCAAAUGAGUAUGCGCAUGCAGUGUUUAUACUGUGAAUGUGGUUUUCUGGUAACACUGGAACAUUGUUUUUCUGAAAGGUGCAUAGCCAAAAAGGAUUUGGAUUUGUUCCCUAUCUGAUCCAUUUUAGUUUAACAUCCCUUAAAUUCACAUUCUCUUCUAUACUUUGUGAAGAGGAAGAAUUAAAAUUUUGUUUACUUUCUGACAUAACUGAAUUGUACCUGUCCACCUUGAUUAAAAUCCUUAUUUUGAUGGUCUUGUUAA
Esox lucius (northern pike) is the source of this 1729-nucleotide messenger RNA. Its product is annotated as serine/arginine-rich splicing factor 10. Lineage: Eukaryota; Metazoa; Chordata; Actinopteri; Esociformes; Esocidae. Gene Ontology annotation, molecular function: RNA binding. The coding region runs from base 430 to 1116 and encodes 228 amino acids. The transcript has 6 exons. The record is from RefSeq and is a predicted model, not a curated record.